AUGGAGGCGAAAGUGUUGGCGGAGACCUCGGACCCGGAGGACAGCGUGCCCAUCUUCAGCGCCCCUUUAGGAGACUAUACAGACGAGUCAACCAGAUUACUCCUAACAAACCUUGAUGAAAGCAAUUUUCUAAAAAACCUGGAGGGAAACAACAUGAAUGAGCAGCGAACAUCUUCUCCUUUGAGCUUCAUAUCACUCAUGCUCAAUUCCAGCCAGGCCUACACAGAAGGCCAUGAGAUGGACAGCGGCCAGACUGAGGUUUCUCCUGGACUCAAAAACCAACAGAGGCUGUUAGGUGAAAUCGCCUUCCAGCUCGAUAAAAGGAUUCUGUUGCAUGUUUUCCAAGGCCAAAGGAGAUUCUAUGGAUUCACGGUGCUCAAUAUACACCAGAAGAUCAUUGAUGUGAGCACACUCCCGUUCACGGGGAAGGUGGAUGAAGGAUAUCAGCACUUUCUCUCUCGGAGGUACGCUGAAGUCAUGGCGACACUGCAGCAGCUUGGCUUCAAAGCAGAACUUCAUCCUCUGUUCACUGAAUUUAUCGUCAACACUUAUGGGAUCCUGAAGCACAAGAACAGCACCCUGGAAGCUGACUUUAACAACCCGGACUUCCUGAGGGAGGUGGUCGUAAGCGUAACGCCAGCACCACUGCAGAAAGACAUGCUCAUCGUGCUCACCUGCCUGUGCAAAAUGGCAGAGAAAGACAAAAACCCUCUCUUGCUCUGGUAG
Molecule: messenger RNA, 726 nt
Organism: Salarias fasciatus (jewelled blenny)
Lineage: Eukaryota; Metazoa; Chordata; Actinopteri; Blenniiformes; Blenniidae
Product: speriolin-like protein
Exons: 4
Coding region: 1-726 (241 amino acids)
Cellular component (GO): centrosome
Source: RefSeq, a predicted model, not a curated record